Salvelinus namaycush (lake trout) is the source of this 396-nucleotide messenger RNA. It is a transcript of the gene nppal, whose product is annotated as natriuretic peptide A-like. Gene Ontology annotation, molecular function: hormone receptor binding; hormone activity. Lineage: Eukaryota; Metazoa; Chordata; Actinopteri; Salmoniformes; Salmonidae. Bases 1 to 396 code for a protein of 131 amino acids. Gene Ontology annotation, cellular component: extracellular region. The record is from RefSeq and is a predicted model, not a curated record. The transcript has 2 exons.
AUGAAAAUGAUUUCAAAUAUCACAUUUGGCUGUUUAUCCGCGCUUGUACUUCUGAACUUGAUAGGAGCCAAACCCUUGUCCAACCUGCAGAGCGUGAUACGGCUUCUGGAGGAGGAAAGAAAUGUACCAUAUUACGUGUCGGAGGAGAGGGAGGUGGAUGGGAAAGAGUUGAAUACAGAGAAGGCAGCCUUCACGGCGGGAGUGGUGCGUCCUUGGUACUCCGACGACGCAAGGAAUUCCGCGCUGGCGGGAAAGGAGAAUGCAAUUGCGCGUCUUCUCAAUGACAUUCUGAAGACCUCCAAGCACCCUUGGAGCCGGUUCAAGAAGGGUGGACUGAGAAGCUGCUUCGGCGUCAGGCUAGAGAGAAUUGGGUCAUUCAGCGGGCUUGGAUGCUAA